Molecule: messenger RNA, 2682 nt
Organism: Colletotrichum orchidophilum
Lineage: Eukaryota; Fungi; Ascomycota; Sordariomycetes; Glomerellales; Glomerellaceae
Product: fungal cellulose binding domain-containing protein
Exons: 8
Coding region: 1-2682 (893 amino acids)
Biological process (GO): carbohydrate metabolic process
Cellular component (GO): extracellular region
Molecular function (GO): cellulose binding; flavin adenine dinucleotide binding; oxidoreductase activity, acting on CH-OH group of donors
Source: RefSeq, a predicted model, not a curated record
AUGAAGUUCUUGAGUCGUUCUAGUGCUCUGGCAGCACUGCUGGCCACGACAUCCCUACUCGAUGGAGCUGCCGCUCAAUCCCCAACACCUGUCGUCUUGACCGACUCUACGACCGGCAUUAUCUUCGACACUUGGUCCGCAACAAGCGAUCAAACGGCGGGAGGCAUCACAUACGGUUUUGCCUUGCCUCAAAAUGCUCUGACAACGGAUGCCAAUGAAUAUAUUGGCUAUUUGCAAUGCGCAUCCAAGAACGGCCAAGGCACCGGCUGGUGCGGUAUCUCUCUCGGCGGCUCCAUGACGAAUAAGCUGCUUCUCACGGCGUGGCCCAAUGGCGCCGAUAUCCUGACAUCGUUCCGCUGGGCAACUGGCUAUGUGAUGCCCGACGUCUACGCAGGCGACGCCAAACUUACACAGAUCUCGUCGACCAUCAAUGCAACGCACUACACUCUCAUCUAUCGGUGCCAGAACUGCUUCAACUGGAACCACAACGGUGCCACUGGCAGCGUCUCAACCAGCGCAGGAUCCCUCGUCCUUGGAUGGGCGCAGGCUUCCACCAGCCCGACCAACCCCACGUGCCCUGCUACGAUCAAUCUCGUACAGCACGAAAACCAAGGUAUCCAUGGCGCCACUCUCGACGCCAACGCUGCAAAUCCUUCCUACUCGGCUUGGGCUGCCCUGGCGACAAAGACUGUCACCGGUAGCUGCGGCAGUGCUACGACGACCUCGGCGCCACCUUCUACCACUACCACGAAGGCACCCACGGGACCCACUGGCGUACCCGUUCCCUCUGGCACAUACGACUACAUUGUCAUUGGAGCGGGAGCCGGUGGCGUACCUCUUGCCGACAAGCUGAGUGAAUCCGGCAAGAGCGUGUUGUUGAUCGAAAAGGGGCCGCCAUCUUCCGGUCGAUGGGGUGGCACCAUGAAGCCGACUUGGCUGGAGGGCACUAACCUGACCAGAUUCGACGUCCCCGGUCUUUGCAACCAGAUCUGGACCGACUCUGCUGGUAUUGCCUGCCAGGAUACCGACCAGAUGGCUGGCUGUCUUCUCGGUGGAGGCACAGCUAUCAACGCAGCUCUUUGGUGGAAGCCAUAUGCCCUUGACUGGGACUACAACUUCCCCGCUGGCUGGAAGUCAGCUGACGUCGCUGCCGCCACAAGCCGAGUCUUCUCCCGUAUUCCGGGCACCACGACCCCAUCUCAAGACGGCAACAUCUACCUCACAAACGGCUUCAAUGCCAUUGCCGGUGGUCUCCGGACUGCCGGUUGGUCAGAGAUCGAUCUCAAUGCAAACCCAGACUCCAAGAACCGCACGUUCGGCAAGACGCCCUACAUGUAUUCAGGCGGUGAGCGCGGUGGCCCCUUGGCUACGUACCUUGUCUCGGCGAGCAAGCGCAGCAACUUUAAGCUAUGGACCAAGACUGCCGUCAAGCGCGUCGUCCGAACCGGCGGGCACAUCACCGGGAUUGAGGUCGAACCCUACUUGGACGCCGGCUACACCGGAACUGUCAACGUUACCAGCAUCUCAGGCCGAGUGAUCCUGUCCGCGGGCACCUUUGGCAGUGCCAAGCUUCUGUUGCGCAGCGGCAUUGGCCCGCAGGAUCAGCUCGAGGUCGUCAAGAACUCCACCGACGGCCCUACCAUGAUCUCCAACUCAUCCUGGAUCAACCUGCCUGUCGGGUACAAUCUGGAGGAUCACACCAACACUGAUACCGUUGUCACGCAUCCCGACGUCCAGUACUACGACUUCUACAAGGCAUAUACUGACCCCAACGUCACUGAUAAGAACCUCUAUCUGCAGAAGAGAAGCGGUAUCCUGGCCCAGUCUGCACCCAACAUCGGCCCUCUGUUUUUCGAGGAGAUCAAAGGCGCCGAUGGCAUUACCCGCCAGAUGCAGUACACCGCCCGAAUGGAAGGCAGUCUUGGGGCCGGCAACGGCAAGACCAUCACCAUCAGCCAAUACCUCGGCCGCGGCGCGACUUCCCGCGGCAGGAUGACCAUCCAGGCCAACCUCGGUACCGUCGUGUCCACCGUGCCCUAUCUCCGCGACCAAAACGAUGUCGAGGCCGUCAUUAAGAGCCUGGAAAACCUGCAGACCUCCCUCAAGAACGUGGCCAACCUUACCUGGAACUUUCCCGCGCCGGGAACGACUGUCAGAGACUAUGUAAACAACAUGCUCGUCUCCUACUCGAAUCGUCGCGCAAACCACUGGAUCGGCACAAACAAGAUUGGCACCAAAGAUGGCCGGAGCAACGGCGGCGACUCGGUUGUCGAUAUCAACACAAAGGUGUACGGCACGGACAACCUCUUCGUCGUAGACGCCAGUAUCUUCCCCGGCAUGGUCACUACCAACCCGUCGUCGUACAUCAUGGUCUCGGCCGAACACGCCGCCGCCAAGAUCCUCGCCCUUGCAACCUCGACAGCUCAGCCUCUGCACGGGCAGUGCGGUGGAUCGACGUGGAACGGCAGCUUCCAGUGUGCUGCUGGAUUGAAGUGCACCUUUAAGGAUUCCUACUACUCUCAGGUGCGCAUGUCUUCUUUUUUUCCCCCUGCUUCUUCCCCCGUACUCCCCUUUGUGUUUCUCGAAGGGGAUGACGAUGACGAUGACGAUAUUAACGCGAUUGAUAGUGUCUCUGAUUGGGGGUGGGUUCCAAAGCAGUCGCGCUUUUUCUCCCAAUUCUAG